Molecule: messenger RNA, 2181 nt
Organism: Pistacia vera
Lineage: Eukaryota; Viridiplantae; Streptophyta; Magnoliopsida; Sapindales; Anacardiaceae
Exons: 5
Coding region: 298-1599 (433 amino acids)
Source: RefSeq, a predicted model, not a curated record
GCGUUUCUCUCCCCUCUGCUUUUCUUCUGCUUUUCUACAACUACAAUUAGAAAAAUUUGCUCACUCUCUGUGACAGCUUUAAAAGGGUUUGAUUGAACACACACACAAGCACACUUCUUCAUUUCAUAUCUCUUUCUUUGCGUUGGCUUGGGGGCCCUUUGGCUGUGCACAUAUACAGCAAACGAGACUAGCCUGAUUAUUAUUAAAACUUGACCUAGCAGCGAAAGCCCAUUACUCGCCUCUUCAAAAACCCUCUUCUUACCUUUUUACUCCUUGAUAUCUUGAGGGCUUUUUGACAUGGCGGAGAGUUUAGACGACGGUGAGUUUUGGCUUCCUCCUCAGUUCCUUACUGACGACGACAUACUCAUGGACAUGAGUAAGAGCAACAACAAGAAAGACGCGUUUGACUCUGAAGCUGAAGCUACCAAACCUUUGUUUCCGUUUGAGUUUUCGUAUGGUUUUGGUUCUUUUGGACACUCUUCCUCGGAUCUCAGUUCUCCUGUUGAGUCGGUGAUGGGGUCAACCGAGACCGAGAGUGACGAAGAAGAUUUCAUCGCUGGGUUGACUCGCCAAAUGGCUCACUCUACUCUUGAGGAAGAUUUCGCUGGAAACCACAAAACUAAGGGUCGGUUUGUAUCCGGUUCGCCUCAAUCGACGCUAUGCGCGGUUGGGAGUGGGUGCGGCUGUAGGCAGGGCUCGAGCCGUGGAAGUCCUAACUGUCAGUCACGGGUUUCUUCACCGCCGGGAACUUGGGAUCUGCUGUACGCGGCUGCAGGGGAAGUUGAAAGAAUCAGAAUGAACCAAGAAUCAUACGGUUGCUAUAAUCACAACAGGGGACUAUUGGGUCCACCCAGAAAACCAUCUCCAGUCUCUGUCCCUGUAAAGAACCACGCGAACCUUUUUGAUGUUGGUUUCUACAACGCUCAACACCAGCACCAGCACCAGCACCAGCAGCAGCACCACCACCAACAGUCGCUUUCUCACCAGAAGUUACAAGCUUCUCAAUUUCAGCAUCUGAAGCAACAACAAAUGAUGAAGCAGCAACAAGGUUCGUCAGUUUGGGUAGGACCACAGUCACAGGCCAAGGCAACCACUGGACUAUAUCAAGUUGGUCUCAACCGAGUCCAAAGUAGAAACACAACUCGGCCCCUUGGUUUGUCGCAAUCUGCAUGGCCUCCUCUGCAACAAGCACAGCAGCAACAACAGCAACAACAAAACGGGUCGGGUAUGCGGGCUGUGUUUCUUGGAGCUCCGAGUGGUAAAAAAGAAUGUGCUGGUACCGGUGUUUUCUUGCCUCGUCGCGUCAACACGCCUACUGAGACCCGCAAGAAGCCAGCUUGUUCCACGGUGUUACUUCCCGCUAAAGUGGUGCAGGCCUUGAAUCUGAACUUCGACGAAAUGGGUGCGCCGUUUCAGCCUGUUUCGGAAGUUAUGCACCGGAUACUGAUGCUACUUUGGGGUAUCGAAAUGGUUCAGAAGCGCAAUCUCAGGCAGCAGCAAGGAAUGAACCAUGAGAUCCGGUUGCCGCAGGAGUGGACUUAUGAACGUGGUCCCCUUUGGUCUUUCAUAAUUUGUGUUGUUCUUCUGGGAGUUUUUUAGGAAAGGAAAAGAAAAUUUCAAGGUUAGAAGGGUAUGAAAAAAUAAAAACAAGGGAGGCUGAUAGUUUGCUAUAGGAAAAGUAGUAUUAGAAUAUAGAUAAUAAUAGUUUUAAGGAGGAGGAAGUUUAAAAGAAAAAUGUGGAUGAUGAUGAAGAAGAAGGAAGCAGAUAUGAAAUGGUUUUUUAGGGGAUAGAAUUAGGGAAAAAUAAAAAUUCCUACUGUUAGAAAAGUGAAUGCAGUUAGCAGGGGCAGUUUUUGUUAAAUUUUGUUUGGCUACGGUGGUGGUCCUGGUGGAUGUGGAUGGAAUUUUCUGUUUCUUUUUUGUAAUUUGGGGCACAAGUGAAUGUUUUGGGGAAGCCAAGGGAAAAAAGAGAAAUAGUACCAGCUCUUAAUGAAAAGAGUACAUGGCUUUGGAUACAAUGUUUUUUCGCCAGGGAUGUUUACUUAUGCCAUGCAUUAUUGUUGUCAGUAUUGUCAUACAAUACUUGGUGUGUUUACAAAUUCCCCCUUCCAACCUGUCCACCCACUCAAUGGCCUUCAACUAAUAAUAAUAUAAUAAAACAUAAUUCAUUUUCCUAUUUUA